AUGAGUGGUCAGUUAGAAAACUUUGAACAACAAAUUUGUGUUCAAAAGUGGCAACACUUUGAUGACAACAAAAAUUAUACAAAAAUUGAUGACGUGAUCAGUGAUGCCCGUAAAGAGUUGCGGGCAAUGAUGGACAACUAUGUAAUUCCCGGAGCUGUAGUAGCUUUCAGUAUUAAAGGCAAAACUGUUUGGUCGGAAAGUUUUGGUUUAUCAGAUAUCGAGAACAAUGUGCUCACACAUGUGGACAGUCCGUGGAGAUUGUGUAGUAUUAGUAAACCGGUUACAUCAGUACUGGUCGGUCAGCUAUUAGACAAAAAACUGUUGGAUUUGGACAAACCUAUUAACGACUAUUUGCCGCUCAGUUUGUUUCCCAUUCAUCGAUACAAUGGCACUGAAUAUAAACUAACACUUAGACUACUGAUGUCACAUACGGCUGGUGUUUAUAUAAAAUUAUAUACCGAUAAUAUGACACCAUUUUUCAAAGCAACAAAUGUUACGCAAAUGAUAAAAUUGUUUGACAACCAAACCUUGCUUUUUAAACCGGGAACCAAAUGGGAUUACUCUAAUUAUGGCAUUCAAGUGGUCGGUGCUAUUAUAGAGUCGGUAUUGAAAAACAAUUUUGUCGAUGAAAUGUCGAAACUGUUUGCUAAAAUUGGUAUGAAUUCAACUGUUUUGGAAAAACAUGAAAAUCUACUCAAACAUAGACCCAGAUAUUACUCUGCAUUACCCGAUAAGCCAACUGUACUCCAAAAUAGCGAUCUGACUGACGAUAUGUUUAACUACGAGGGCUGGUGGCCGGCCGGUGGUAUACUAUCAACUGUUACCGAUAUGUUAAGGUUUGGCAACACAAUGAUUGAUGCCUAUCACGGAACUGAUCAAUCAAUAGUUAGUCAAUCACCAAUUAAAGAGUUAUGGAAACCCGAAACCAUUGGCAAAUAUAUACCGCCGAUAUAUAAUGCAGAUUAUGGAAAACAAUGGAUGAUUUAUCAUACAAAUGCUAGCUAUCCGUACAAACUGGUUGUAGGACAUGGAGGUAGUCUAUUGGGUACAUCAACACAGUUAACAUUGUUUCCCAAUGAACGUAUUGUCGGUACAGGUUUUGCCAAUAAAGGAGGUAUUAUUAUAUGGCCUGACUUUAUAGCAAAAGUGGCUGAAAAAUUAAAAAAUUUAAUUUGA
Molecule: messenger RNA, 1176 nt
Organism: Oppia nitens
Lineage: Eukaryota; Metazoa; Arthropoda; Arachnida; Sarcoptiformes; Oppiidae
Product: serine beta-lactamase-like protein LACTB, mitochondrial
Exons: 4
Coding region: 1-1176 (391 amino acids)
Source: RefSeq, a predicted model, not a curated record